Molecule: messenger RNA, 1062 nt
Organism: Penicillium argentinense
Lineage: Eukaryota; Fungi; Ascomycota; Eurotiomycetes; Eurotiales; Aspergillaceae
Product: J domain-containing protein
Exons: 3
Coding region: 1-1062 (353 amino acids)
Biological process (GO): cellular response to misfolded protein
Cellular component (GO): endoplasmic reticulum membrane
Molecular function (GO): Hsp70 protein binding
Source: RefSeq, a predicted model, not a curated record
AUGUCAUCGGCAAAGGCGUCUGGAAACGACGCGAAUGGCGGCGCGCGGUCGCGCGAUCAUAACCAGGGCAACCAGGACCGCAAAUACACACCCGAGCAGAAGGCCGCUGUGCUGCGAAUCCGGAAAUGCGGAGCCACCGACUUCUACGAGAUCCUGGCUGUUGAGCGCUCGGCGACCGACAGUCAGAUCAAGAAGGCGUACCGGAAACAGUCUUUAUUGACACACCCCGAUAAGAACGGUUACGAUGGCGCCGAUGAGGCCUUCAAGAUGGUCUCGCGCGCUUUCCAGAUCCUCUCGGAUGAAGAUAAGAAGUCUCGCUAUGAUAAGUUUGGAGGAGACCCCGAUAGCAGAUUCAACCCUGGCCCAAGUGCCUCGAGCGGUGCCUCUCCGUUUAGUGGUUUCGGAGGUGGUGGCUUCCCGCGAUCAGGAGGACGUGGUCCGGCCUUCGAAGAGGAAAUAUCGCCUGAAGAAUUAUUCAAUCGCUUCUUCAAUGGUGGAUUUGGGGGAAUGGGUGGCGGUUUUGGUGGCCCCGGUUUUGUCUUCAACAUGAACGGUGGCCCCGGAUUCCGAGUCCACCAAUUCGGAGGUGGCAUCCCACGCCGCAGACCUGCUACAAAUGCCGCCGGGCAGUCACCAGCCAAUAUGGAUGGCUGGACUCUUCUUCGUCAACUCGCCCCCCUCAUUAUUCUCUUCGUUCUCCCCCUCCUCUCCUCCCUUUUCACCGGCUCCUCGACUCCUUCCGGCCCGUCAUACCGGUUUGACACUGCGAAGCCACCCCAUACCAUGGGCCGUACAACACCCAACCUCAACCUUAAUUAUUUCGUGAACCCAGUCGACGUGGAAGACUUUAGCGCACGCAGGUUCCGCCAACUUGAUAAGCAGGUCGAGUUAGAUCACGUCAAAGCCCUGCGGUUUGAUUGCGAGAGCGAGGUUAACUUUCGGGAACGGAAAAUUCAGGAGGCCCAAGGUUGGUUCUUCCCAGAUAUCGAGAAGAUGAAAGAAGCCCGUGCGAUGGAGCUUAAGAGCUGCCGACGGCUCGAGAACCUCCGGGGGAAGUACUGA